Molecule: messenger RNA, 4592 nt
Organism: Pecten maximus
Lineage: Eukaryota; Metazoa; Mollusca; Bivalvia; Pectinida; Pectinidae
Exons: 4
Coding region: 1-1611 (536 amino acids)
Source: RefSeq, a predicted model, not a curated record
AUGAAUGCUCUAACACCAUUCGAGCUACCUGGCUCAGUCCAAUUCCCGCUUAACAUUCCUUCCUCCUUCCACAAAAUCUUCGUCCUCCUGGACACACGAGACCCCGUAAAAGUCCUUCCAUGGGUGUCAAAUGUACCAACUGGAGAGGAGAUAUUCCACAACCAGAACAACUUUAAAUCUGUCACCCUUGAACAGAUUAGACAGGAGCUCUUAGAGCUACCUGGUCACCUGUCCCUGCCACUCCUGGCAAUUUUUGGUGGUCACAUUUCUGGAAAAAGAAAUCCAGAUGUGAGAGUCAACCCUGUCUUUAAUGAAAAACAUCCCAAAAGUGAUGGAAUCGAAUCCAGUGAACUGGACAGUGAAAAUAACAACAUAUCUGAUGAACAGUCCAACGCAGAAAUCCUAGCCAAUCAAAAUACAGGAAAUCAGUUAACAAUGGUCACCAAUCAGGAGGGUCAGGUUUCUCCACGAUCGGAACGUGAGAGUUUGAAAGUGACCAAUGGCAGUGUAUUAGUUGGUGACAUAGUCAUAGAGAAUGGAUACGAAAAUCCCGGAUUUGAGGGAGAUGUAUUGAACAGUCAAACUACGAUAGACGAGGAUGGAAAUCGUGGAGAAACUGUUAAAUCUACAGUGGAAUAUUCUGGUAAAGAAACGGACAAUAACAAUAUAUCGGACUGGCCUGACCUCGAUGAUAUUACGUUGACGGAAGCUGAGGUGAAUGAUCCAAAUAAGGAAGUGUGUAACCAUAACAACAGUGAUCCAAGUGGCUUGUCCCAGGAUACAGGUUUACUGAAUGUUGAUAUAAACCACAACGCAUUUCAUGGUGAUAAUGAGAAUAUAAUGAACAAAGAUGACCAUGGUUGUCAUACCAACUCAAAAUCAAACGGUGUCACUCCACUUGAGAAUGAUGACAUUGAACUUGACGCCGUCAUAAUGAGAGGAAAAGGUGAUUCAAAAGACUGGACACAGAUCAACGGAAGUGAAGUCAACGGAGGUGAAGUCAACGGAAGUGAAGUCAAUGGAGGUGAAGUCAACGGAAGUGAAGUCAAUGGAGGUGAAGUCAAAGCAGUAAAGAAAAUCAAAGAAAGGAAAAACUCUGUACCAGAGCAUAUUCAGAAUUGUGCAACUUUAGACAGACCUAAGGGGAUCAAACCUAUUCUUGUGUCAGGAAUUUCAGUCGAGGAAACUGAUCCUUCUGGUGAACAGUCUGAACACAAGAGUGUUAAGUUUUCAGACGAUACCGUGUUCAAUGACGGCCGACCGAACAAGUACCGACGAGACACAAAAUUGAUUAACCUACGGGAGAUCUACAAAGGAAAGGUAAACAGUGAUUUUGCCCUCGCCAAGCCAAACCCAAUCUUUUUGGAUGACAGUGGUCUCGAGAACAGUCUAACUGAUGAUGAAAAAGUAGCUCGCAGUUGGGCCCAGGAUGAGGCCGUUGACAUUGAAAGCAUUGAAAUGGAAGAAAAGCCUCGAUACGACAGACUCAUCAAGCAAACCAUUGCUAGGCAACGACGCAGCAAACUGAUUCGCCUUAUUUUUGCUUUUCUAGCCUUUCUUGUUGUAGUAGCAGCAGUUGUUUUGUUAGUUAUAUAUUUUGGAAAGUCCUGAUAUUUUCUACAUGAAUUUUCGUGUUGUAGGUGCAUCAUUUGUCCAGUGUAAAAUUGCACAUCUUAAUAAAACCUGUUUAAUCUGACCCUGAGAAUGUUCUCACAUCUCAAUAAAACCUGUUUAAUCUGACUCUGAGAAUGUUCUCACAUCUUAAUAAAACCUGUUUAAUCUGACCCUGAGAAUGUUCUCACAUCUUAAUAAAACCUGUUUAAUCUGACCCUGAUAAUGUUCUCACGUCUUAAUAAAACCUGUUUAAUCUGACCCUGAUAAUGUUCUCACGUCUUAAUAAAACCUGUUUAAUCUGACCCUGAUAAUGUUCUCACAUCUCAAUAAAACCUGUUUAAUCUGACCCUGAUAAUGUUCUCACAUCUUAAUAAAACCUGUUUAAUCUGACCCUGAUAAUGUUCUCACGUCUUAAUAAAACCUGUUUAAUCUGACCCUGAUAAUGUUCUCACAUCUCAAUAAAACCUGUUUCAUCUGACUCUGAGAAUGUUCUCACAUCUUAAUAAAACCUGUUUAAUCUGACCCUGAGAAUGUUCUCACGUCUUAAUAAAACCUGUUUAAUCUGACCAACAAAUAUUCUCACAUCUCAACAAAACCUGUUUAAUCUGACCCCUAAUAUCUUUGCAUUCUGUACCGUCUGACAUACAACAUGAAGUUAAAUUGAUGCUGUUUACAUUGCUCAGGCUCUUGCUGGUUGUUGUGGAAGUUUACAACAUUUUUACAGAACAUUUCAAUAUUUCUUUUAGUUAAUUUAUAGUUAGUUUUUUUUUGAUGUUUGAAGUAAUAGUUACAAAGUAAGAUCAAAGUUUUAGAGUUAACAUAGAUGUAAUUUGUACUCCACAAAGGCAGCAAUUCUCCCCAACUCUAUCGUAGACAAUGAGCUCUAUUGUAGACAAUGAGCUCUAUUGUAGACAAUGAGCUCAUCAAGGAUCACUUUCAAAUAUUUGUGUUGUAGACAAUGAGCGCAUCAAGGGUCACUCUUAAAUAUUUGUGUUCCAUUUUUUUACUGAACUGCAAUGAAUAUAUUUAGAUAUGGUGGCCUUUUUGCCAGGUAAAUUUAGUACUCCACUUCACUAUGGAGAUUGUCUGUACCCUCCUCCUAGGAUUACAGUCUCUAUAUGAUUGUCCGUACCCUCCUCCUAGUACUACAGUCUCUAUAUGAUUGUCUGUACCCUCCUCCUAGGAUUACAGUCUCUAUAUGAUUGUCUGUACCCUCCUCCUAGGAUUACAGUCUCUAUAUGAUUGUCCGUACCCUCCUCCUAGGAUUACAGUCUCUAUAUGAUUGUCCGUACCCUCCUAGGAUUACAGUCUCUAUAUGAUUGUCCGUACCCUCCUCCUAGGAUUACAGUCUCUAUAUGAUUGUCCGUACCCUCCUAGGAUUACAGUCUCUAUAUGAUUGUCUGUACCCUCCUCCUAGGAUUACGGUCUCUAUAUGAUUGUCUGUACCCUCCUCCUAGGAUUACAGUCUCUAUAUGAUUGUCUGUACCCUCCUAGGACUACAGUCUCUAUAUGAUUGUCUGUACCCUCCUCCUAGGAUUACAGUCUCUAUAUGAUUGUCUGUACCCUCCUCCUAGGACUACAGUCUCUAUAUGAUUGUCCGUACCCUCCUCCUAGGAUUACAGUCUCUAUAUGAUUGUCUGUACCCUCCUCCUAGGACUACAGUCUCUAUAUGAUUGUCCGUAUCCUCCUCCUAGGAUUACAGUCUCUAUAUGAUUGUCUGUACCCUCCUCCUAGGACUACAGUCUCUAUAUGAUUGUCUGUACCCUCCUCCUAGGAUUACAGUCUCUAUAUGAUUGUCUGUACCCUCCUCCUAGGAUUACAGUCUCUAUAUGACUGUCUGUACCCUCCUCCUAGUACUACAGUCUCUAUAUGAUUGUCUGUACCCUCCUCCUAGUACUACAGUCUCUAUAUGAUUGUCUGUACCCUCCUCCUAGGACUACAGUCUCUAUAUGACUGCCUGUACCCUCCUCCUAGGACUACAGUCUCUAUAUGACUGUCUGUACCCUCCUCCUAGGACUACAGUCUCUAUAUGAUUGUCUGUACCCUCCUCCUAGUACUACAGUCUCUAUAUGAUUGUCUGUACCCUCCUCCUAGGACUACAGUCUCUAUAUGACUGCCUGUACCCUCCUCCUAGGACUACAGUCUCUAUAUGACUGUCUGUACCCUCCUCCUAGGACUACAGUCUCUAUAUGAUUGUCUGUACCCUCCUCCUAGGAUUACAGUCUCUAUAUGCUGUUAUUUGAGGACAACGUCAAUCUCCCAGAACUGCUAUAGGUUUUAUUUAUAUCAAAAUCUGUAAAUCAUCUCAAAGUCAUUCAUUUGUCAGCAUAUUCAUAAUUUUAAUUUUGGAAUAUUUGACAACGAUGUUCAACAGAUAUAACCAUGUUACAUGUUUGGCAAUGUAUAUUAAAACUUUAUACUAGAACCAAUGUCCAUUAAGUAGGUCACAACUUUAUAUUAUGUCAGACAUGUAUGCCAUAUUUGUCAAUGUUAUAUUGUUAAAGUAUAUUUCUUAUGUGUAUAUGUGGAUAUAUAUUGUACAGAUUCCGGUAUUUCUGCUUCGAUUAUGUACAUUAUGCUGUACGUGACCUAGUUCUUCUGUACAGUGACCUAUUUUUAUCAGUGUAAAUGUACUGUGACCUAGUUUAUCAGUAUAAUGACCUACAUGUGCACCAGUAUGUCAUUAGGAGCUUUUACUGUCAACCUGCAUAGAAGAAUGUACGUUACUGGUAUAGAAGUAUGUACGUUACUGGUAUAGAAGUAUAUACGUUACUGGUAUAGAAGUAUGUACGUUACUGGUAUAGAAGUAUAUACGUUACUGGUAUAGAAGUAUGUACGUUACUGGUAUACAAGUAUGUACGUUACUGGUAUACAAGUAUGUAUGUUACUGGUAUAGAAGUAUGUACGUUACUGGUAUAGAAGUAUGUACGUUACUGGUAUAGAAGUAUAUACGUUACUGGUAUAGAAGUAUGUACGUU